Danio rerio (zebrafish) is the source of this 3087-nucleotide messenger RNA. NCBI's taxonomy places the organism in Eukaryota, Metazoa, Chordata, Actinopteri, Cypriniformes, Danionidae. The record is from RefSeq and is a predicted model, not a curated record.
GUCAGCCAUUUGACAAGAACGCUAAAUAUCAAACCCUGGAAAUCUUUCCGGAGAUCAGCAUGACAUGACAACAUUUGGGUGAGCCACAUACUUGGCAUUUGUUCUUAAGAAAUAUGCCGUAAGUGACUGACAUCAUUGAAAACAUGUCCCGUCAAGAUACAGGACUAACAUUAAAAUCCUUAGUAGGGAUCCUCAUGGCAGUUCUGCUGACUCAUUGUGUUCUUCCAAUAAGUACAGAUUUGAAGAUUGAUGACAGUCACACAAGUCUGUCUAAAUACCUGAAAGAUUCUGUAAAAGUCACUAACCUCAGGCCAAACAGUGCCAGUGGUACCAUCAGAGAGGAUUUUGCAUUAGCAGACACAGAGGCUUUCCAGACUCUUUCAAAAGCAGGAAUCCCUGCAUCUAUCAAUGCUUUUUCUGAAACCGAAUUUAGCUGUAAAAAUGAAACACUUGGACUUGGAAAUGAAAAUGAAUUUGUAACUGGACCAUGUGAAACAAACUGGAAUGGCAAUAUAAUUUAUCAAUGUACAUCAGGUAAAUGGACAGUGUUCAGCAGGAAGUGUGUACUUCAAAUUAUUAGCGACCUUAAAAGGAAAGUUGAGGUAUUGAUUGUAGAGCAAAUACCGGAGUUUAUGGCUCAGCUCUGUAUUGCUACAAUGAACAAUUCACAACAGAUAACAGAUUCUCCUCUAACUGUCCAAACAACUGUGGAGAUACUUGUGAUCAUCGCUAGUGUCUCACAAAACAUUAUCAUCAGUGAGUCUGUCAUGGAGGAUUUCCUUAAAACAGUUGACAUCCUUGUUUCAAAUGAAGCCACUGCAUCAUGGCAAAGUUUGACAAAAGAAAACCCCAGCAUUUCUCUUCUGAGUGCUGUUGAGGAUAUAAGUAAUCGUCUCACAGAGGGCAGUUUUACCAUUAAUCAAAAAUACAUUGAAUUGAAUAGAACUGUAAUUAAUAACUCUUACACUGGGAAAUCAAACCUGCCAAACUCAGCCACUGAGAUUCUAAUACCGCAGAUUCUUAAUCCGACCUCCUUAACCAUCAUAAUCUUCACAACACUUAACAAUAUCUUACCUACACAAGAUAGUGCUAAUGGCAUUGUGAAACCAGAUAUGCGCAUCAAUGGAGACCUGGUUGUUGUUAAGGCUAAUCAAACACUUCACAGCAUGUCUUUUGUGUUUGACACCACUGAUCAGUCGUUAGGAAAUCCUCAGUGUGUCUUUUGGAACUUUAACCUCAGCGCAUGGGAUUCCACUGGAUGUGAAGUAAAGCCUGGGAGGAAUGAAACUGGAAUAAUUACAUGUGAAUGCAACCACACAGCCUCUUUUUCAAUCCUAAUGUCACCAUUUUCCAUUGAUCACAUAGCCUUUGCAUAUGUAACCUACAUAGGUGUAGGUAUUUCAGUGGCUUGUUUGAUUUUGUGCCUCAUUAUUGAAGCUAUCGUAUGGAAGGCAGUGAGAAGAAAUGACACCUCCUACAUGCGACAUGUCUCCAUAGUAAACAUUGCCAUCUCCCUGCUGAUCGCAGAUGUCUGUUUUAUCAUUGGAGCUGCAAUCUUAGAUGAAGAGCAGCUAACCCCUGCGGAUCGCUGCAGUUCAGUUGUUUUCUUCAUGCACUUUUUUUACCUGGCUCUUUUCUUCUGGAUGUUAAUUUCAGCGCUGUUGCUCUUUUACCGCGUGGUCAUGGUUUUGUCCCAGAUGUCAAGAGCCAAAAUGAUGGUCAUUUCCUUCUUACUUGGUUAUGGUGCACCCUUGCUCAUAUCAGUCAUCACUGUUGCGUCAACAGUUGGACCUCAGAUGUAUGUUUCCAAACAAGCAUGCUGGCUGAACUGGAAUGAAUCUAGGAAUCUGCUGGCAUUUGUGAUUCCAGCUCUCACUAUAGUAGCUAUAAAUCUCGUGGUUUUUAUUGUGGUUCUGUACAAGAUAUUUAAAAGAAGAGCUGGUGCUGCAACUCAACCAGAUUGGAAAAAUGCCUUGGUGGUUGCCAGAUGUGUAGCUUUUUUUACUCCUGCCUUAGCGUGUGGAAUCACAUGGGGAUUUGGAAUUGGUACCACAGUGUCAGCUGGCCUGUUUGUUCAUGUGGUGUUUGCACUCUUCAAUUCGCUGCAGGGAUUCUUCAUAUUGGUGUUUGGGACUCUUUUAGACUCCAAGGUCCGUAAGGAACUGGCAAGAUGGUUUUCACUAAGAAAUCUUAACAGCUCUAGCUGUACCAGGAUGAUCCAGCGGUAGCUGCACAGGACUCACAUUGGCUGCAGGACAUCUCAGCAUGAAUAAAAGAACAUCACCUGCUGUUAAACCCGACAAGAACAAAUGCAUGGCCAUGGCACGGGGUCGAACCCAGGUCUCCAGUGUCAGAGACUGAAGGCUUAUCCACUAAGCCACAGGAGGACAAUGAUCCCAACAACAAGACAGUACUUGCUCUGUGAGAGGUUUAUUUACAAAACAUAAAAAAUCCAGACUUGGAACAAAAAAUGCAGAGAUAACAAAAAGACUGGUUAACGGAGGAACAAAAAGGCCAACAGGCAAAAUAUCUCUGAAAAAACUAGAGCAAGCAAAACACAUCCAAAAAACUAGAAAAAGGCAAUGUAGCACAAGACUCUGAGUAAACUAGACUUUAGAGAAGCAAGAAGACUUACGACCAUCAAGGGUUAGCAUCAACAAUAACUGAGCAAAGAAACAGGGGAACUAGUCAACUUAAAUACACAAGACCUAACAGGACACAAGUGAAACCAAUCACGUAAUUACUGAACUUAAACAACACAUGGGGAGAAAUGGGGACAUCUAAAGAAACAAAAUCAUAACAUGUAAAAAAUAAAGUCAUGAAAUGACAGAUCCUGACAUUUCCAGCUUAAAUUUGUGAUUUGUGAAGCUAUAAACGAACUACUGUUGACUUUGUGCUUGACUGCACAACAUGGGGAGUAAAGGUACUUUAAUUCAUUCACUAUAGAAAUGUAUUUUUGGUUGUACAUAAUCAAAAGAAGGCUUUGGUGUAAAUUCAUUUUGACCUAAAUAUAUGUAGAAUGCAGUUUAAUUUUUCAUUAAAUUCUGGUGAAUGUAUUAUUUAUUUGUAUAGACAAUAAAAUUUGAA